CGGUCCUCGCUUCUGCCGGCGCGCGGUCCCGGGAGCUCCGGCGGCGAUGGCGGCGCGGCCCGUGCGCGUGCUGGUGGACAUGGACGGCGUGCUGGCCGACUUCGAGGCCGGCCUCCUGCGGGGCUUCCGGCGCCGCUUCCCCGGGGAGCCGCACGUGCCGCUGGCGCAGCGCCGCGGCUUCCUGGCCCGCGAGCAGUACCGUGCCCUGCGGCCGGACCUGGCGGACAAGGUGGCCAGCGUGUACGAAGCGCCAGGCUUUUUCCUAGACUUGGAGCCCAUCCCCGGAGCCUUGGAGGCCUUGCGGGAGAUGAACCGCACGCCCGGCACCGAGGUCUUCAUCUGCACCAGCCCCCUGCUCAAGUACGACCACUGUGUGGGCGAGAAGUACCGCUGGGUGGAGCAGAACUUGGGGCCCGAGUUUGUGGAGCGCAUCAUCCUGACUAGGGACAAGACGGUGGUCAUGGGGGACCUGCUCAUCGACGACAAGGACAACAUUCAAGGACUAGAGGAGACCCCGAGCUGGGAGCACAUCUUGUUCACCUGCUGCCACAACCAGCACCUGGCCCUGCCCCCCUCCCGGAGGCGGCUGCACUCCUGGAGUGACAACUGGAGGGGGAUCAUAGAGAGCAAGCGGGCCGCCCUGCAGCAGGACUGAGCAGGACCUGUGUGGUCCCGGCUGCAGGAAGGGAGCCCUGCAGGCAGGGCCCGGAGAUGCGGGCAGUGGGGUGGGGGGAUGAUAGACACCAUAGUCUCUGCUUGCACAAGCCCCGCCACGAGGCAGCUCCUAAGAUGGCUGUUCAGGCAUGCCCGGCACGGAAAUACAGUAGGGAAAUCAGGCCCCUUAAUUACAACAAAACC
Molecule: messenger RNA, 858 nt
Organism: Perognathus longimembris pacificus (Pacific pocket mouse)
Lineage: Eukaryota; Metazoa; Chordata; Mammalia; Rodentia; Heteromyidae
Gene: Nt5c
Product: 5', 3'-nucleotidase, cytosolic
Exons: 5
Coding region: 47-655 (202 amino acids)
Biological process (GO): pyrimidine deoxyribonucleotide catabolic process
Molecular function (GO): 5'-nucleotidase activity
Source: RefSeq, a predicted model, not a curated record